AUGAAGAGUACUCUCCUCACCGCGGCCGUGCUGUUGGGCGCGGCCCAGGCUGAGUUCCACAAGCUGAAGCUCAAGAAGGUCUCUCUCGAGGAGCAACUCAACUCUGUUCCCAUCGAGCACCAGGUCAGACAGCUGGGCCAGAAGUACAUGGGCGCUCGCCCCGACAACCAUGCCGAUGCCAUGUUCAAGCAGAAGCCCGUUCAGAGCAACGGCGAACACCCUGUGCCUGUCAGCAACUUCAUGAACGCCCAGUACUUCUCCGAAAUCGAGAUUGGCAACCCUCCCCAGACUUUUAAGGUUGUUCUGGACACCGGAAGCUCCAACCUGUGGGUGCCUUCCCAGCAGUGUGGCAGCAUUGCCUGCUAUCUGCACACGAAGUACGACUCUUCGGCUUCUUCUACCUACAAGGCCAACGGCUCUUCUUUCGAGAUCCACUACGGCUCCGGCAGCUUGACUGGCUUCGUCUCCCAAGACGACGUUUCUAUCGGCGAUCUCAAGAUCAAGAAGCAGGACUUUGCCGAAGCCACCAGCGAGCCCGGUCUGGCCUUUGCCUUUGGCCGCUUCGACGGCAUUCUCGGUCUUGGCUACGACACCAUCUCAGUCAACAAGAUUGUCCCCCCCUUCUACAACCUCGUGAACCAGAAGGCCAUUGACGAGCCCGUCUUCGCCUUCUACCUCGGUGACACCAACGAGGAGGGCGACGAGAGCGAAGCCACCUUCGGCGGCCUCGACGACUCUCACUACGAGGGAAAGAUCACCUACAUUCCCCUUCGCCGCAAGGCUUACUGGGAGGUCGACCUCGACGCCAUUUCUCUUGGUGACCAGACCGCCGAGCUCGAGGGCCACGGUGCCAUCCUUGACACCGGCACUUCUCUGAAUGUUCUCCCCUCUGCUCUUGCUGAGCUGCUCAACAAGGAGAUUGGUGCUAAGAAGGGCUACAACGGCCAGUACUCUGUUGAGUGCUCCAAGCGUGACGAGCUCCCCGACAUUACCUUCACCCUUGCCGGCUACAACUUCAGCAUUUCCGCCUACGACUACAUCCUGGAGGUCUCUGGCAGCUGCAUCUCCACAUUCCAGGGUAUGGACUUCCCCGAGCCGGUCGGCCCUCUGGUUAUUCUUGGAGAUGCCUUCCUCCGCCGUUGGUACUCUGUGUACGACCUCGGCAAGAACGCUGUUGGCCUGGCCAAGGCUAAAAAAUAA
Messenger RNA from Colletotrichum higginsianum IMI 349063, 1200 nucleotides. Its product is annotated as Vacuolar protease A. Gene Ontology annotation, cellular component: fungal-type vacuole. Gene Ontology annotation, biological process: proteolysis. The transcript is spliced from 3 exons. The record is from RefSeq and is a predicted model, not a curated record. NCBI's taxonomy places the organism in Eukaryota, Fungi, Ascomycota, Sordariomycetes, Glomerellales, Glomerellaceae. Bases 1 to 1200 code for a protein of 399 amino acids. Gene Ontology annotation, molecular function: aspartic-type endopeptidase activity.